Thyridium curvatum is the source of this 1734-nucleotide messenger RNA. RefSeq lists its product as uncharacterized. The record is from RefSeq and is a predicted model, not a curated record. Gene Ontology annotation, cellular component: cytosolic [4Fe-4S] assembly targeting complex. The transcript has a single exon. NCBI's taxonomy places the organism in Eukaryota, Fungi, Ascomycota, Sordariomycetes, Thyridiales, Thyridiaceae. Bases 1 to 1734 code for a protein of 577 amino acids. Gene Ontology annotation, biological process: iron-sulfur cluster assembly. Gene Ontology annotation, molecular function: 4 iron, 4 sulfur cluster binding.
AUGAGCGCCAUUCUUUCAGCCGACGACCUCAACGACUUCAUCAGUCCCGGCGUCGCCUGCAUCAAACCCAUCGAGACCCUGCCGACUGCCCCUCCUCAAGAUGCCUCGCUCGAGCACGAAGUCAUCCUCGACGGCCAGCAACCCUCAACGAACGCGCCGCCGGCAGAGAUCUCUCUUACCGACUGCCUUGCAUGUUCCGGCUGCGUGACCUCGGCCGAAGCUGUCCUAGUCAGCCUCCAGAGUCACUCUGAAGUUCUGAACUCCUUGGACUCGGGCCCGGCUCUUCGCGUCCUCGGCCCAGACGCCCAGGGAAAGUUCUCGGUCGAAGGCUUGGAAGACGAGUCGAGGAAUUUAUAUGUGGCUAGCGUGUCGCCCCAGACGAGGGCGAGUUUGGCAGCCGCAUGCGGCGGUGGCGUGACGGAACGACAAGCCGGACACAUGCUGGAGAGAUUGCUCAUGGGUCCGGAGGGCCUCAAGGCUGGUGGAAAGUUUGGUAACGGAUUCACAUGGAUCACCGAUACAAACACUGCGCGCGAGACAUGCCUUGUCCUCGGCUCAGACGAGGUACUGAAUCAGACCUCAUCUUCUCCUUCCAAACCCAUCCUCACCUCAUCCUGCCCCGGAUGGGUGUGCUAUGCCGAGAAGACACAUCCAUAUGUUCUCCCACACCUCUCGAAAGUCAAAUCACCCCAGGCCUUGAUGGGUACUCUCUUGAAGACUACCCUCAGUCGGACGCUGGGGAUUCCGCCUGACAGGAUAUGGCAUCUGGCAAUCAUGCCAUGCUUCGACAAAAAGCUCGAGGCUAGCCGGGAAGAGCUGACAGAUGCUGUGUGGGGAGGAGAUGGAAAACCAGCCAGGGGCGUCCGCGAUGUUGACUGUGUCAUCACGAGCAAGGAGAUCUUUAUGCUCACAGAGUCGAGGAACAUUGACUUCUUCAGUCUAUCGAAAACGUCUCCCUUGGAGAACACUCCUGUCUUUCCUGACCCCAUACUCCAAGACUUCCUCUUUCCCAAACGGAGGAAGGGAUCACAGCCCCAAGAGGCUGGCAGCUCUGGAGGGAACCUUUAUUAUAUCCUGCAGGAUGUUCUGGCCCGGAAUCCCGGCUCCCACCUGCAAACCACCCGAGGGAGGAAUGUCGACGUGAUGGAGUACAUCAUUAACUCGGCAUCUGGCGAGCCUAUCUUCAAGGCAGCGAGAUACUACGGUUUCCGCAAUAUCCAGAACCUAGUCCGCAGACUGAAGCCUGCGAAGGCGUCAAGGAUGCCCGGGGGCAAACCUUUCGGGAGUGCACGAAGGCCAACGGGUAAGGCCGCCGGCCUUGAGCACGCCUAUGUUGAGGUCAUGGCGUGCCCUGGAGGGUGCACCAACGGAGGGGGCCAAGUCAAGGUCGACGAUCAAGUCAUUCUUGAACGGAGGAAUCUCGGCACAAAGCCAGGUCCAGACGAACAGAAAGCGCUGCUGGCGGAAGUGGACGAGGCGUACUUUUCAUCAGGUGAAGAGCAUGCGGCUCCUGGAUCCGACCUGAACGGAGAUCAGAGGCCUGACCAAGUGGCCGGCAUUAGCCCGGCGCAUAUUCGAGAUACCCUGGCGCAUUGGUCGCGCCUUACCGGCAUCAAUCUGGAGAGAUUGGUGUUUACGACGUAUCGGGAAGUCAUCAGUGAUGUCGGCAAGGCCAAGCCAAGCGACUCUGAGCGCGUCGUCCAGCUGGCCGGCAAGGUCGGCGGUGGAUGGUAG